This is a messenger RNA of Penicillium argentinense, 1359 nucleotides long. Its product is annotated as DUF3712 domain-containing protein. Gene Ontology annotation, cellular component: fungal-type vacuole membrane. NCBI's taxonomy places the organism in Eukaryota, Fungi, Ascomycota, Eurotiomycetes, Eurotiales, Aspergillaceae. The coding region runs from base 1 to 1359 and encodes 452 amino acids. The transcript has 3 exons. The record is from RefSeq and is a predicted model, not a curated record.
AUGGGCAAGAACACCGAUGACCGGCCGGCCUACCUGAGCUCCAACGACGCCAAGUACUCGCUCGGUGUCCAUCGUGGGCCCUUGCCUCCUGCCGGCCUCGACGAUACUGCCAAACUCGAGCAGGUCGAGUCCGCGGGCGGACUCUCGCUCGCGACCACUCGCACGCGUAGGGAACGGUUGACGCGCCAUUGGAAGCGCUUCUGGUGCUGCUAUCUCAUUGGCAAUGUCAUCUUCCUUGCCAUCUUCUUGCCCGUGUUCUUCCUCGUCGCCAUCCCCGCCAUCUCCCAGCUCGUCGUCAACAAGUCUGACCUCGUGCUGGUCAGUGCGGCUGUCUUGAACCCCCAGCCAGACUCAAUCCAGUUGACCCUCAAGUCGGCAUUGGAUUUGAAGAUCGCCUUGCCGGUUCGCAUCGAGCCGAUUGACCUGAAUCUCUUCAUGCGCGAUACCGGCGCCGACAGGCCAUGGACCAAUAUCACCCUUGACGGCAUGACUAUCAAGGGCAACACCACCCUGGGUGUGGACAACCAACACCGCCCGCUGGUCGACCAGGAUGUCUGGGUCGACUAUGUCCACGAUGUCGUGUUCAAGAAGUAUUCGACCCUGUCGCUGCGGGGAUCAACGAACUCCUAUCUGGGCGUAUUGAAGUCACACGUCACGAUGGAUAAGGAUGUGACCUCUCCGACUCUCGAUUCUUUCAAGGAUUUCACUCUCUCGGAUAGCACGCUGCUCCUUCCGGCUCGCGAGGACGGCACCAAUCUGAUUGGCAAUGCCUCUCUCCCCAACCCGUCGGUGCUGACCCUUGACAUCGGCACUCUCGUCCUCGACAUCAAGAGUGGUGAUCUGGUCCUGGGUAACGCCACCCUCGAAGAUGUCACCCUCUACCCCGGAUCCAACGUCUUCCCUGUUAAGGCCACCAUCGACCUCAAGACGGCCUUCUCUCACCUGGGUGAGAUCAUCAAGCAGCAGGCCAGCGCUCUCGGCAAUGGCAGCCUCUCCCUGACCACCGUAACACGCUCUGUCACCUGGAAGGGUACCCUCGUCCCUUACUACACCAAGGUGAUGUCGGAGCUUCCGCUCGUCGCCAACGUUCCUCUCCUCGACACCAUCAAAAACAGCAUCCACAAUCUGAUCGGCAGCGACGGCAAGCUGAACCUCACUUCCAUCCUCCACGCCAACUCCAGCAGCGGCAGUGGCUUGCUCUCCUCUAUGGAAGACGAAUUCGGCGACAAAGCGAAGCGAUCGGCCCUGUCCGAUGCGCUUAAGGAAAACAUCCACGUGCGCAACCUGUUCGAGGAUGAGCACCCGGUCAAGCGGGAUAUAAUUCUCGACUCGAUCGCUGGGAUGUACAUGAAGGCAUAA